Arachis duranensis is the source of this 1716-nucleotide messenger RNA. RefSeq names its product metalloendoproteinase 1-MMP. Bases 492 to 1586 code for a protein of 364 amino acids. Gene Ontology annotation, molecular function: metalloendopeptidase activity; zinc ion binding. Gene Ontology annotation, cellular component: extracellular matrix. The record is from RefSeq and is a predicted model, not a curated record. Lineage: Eukaryota; Viridiplantae; Streptophyta; Magnoliopsida; Fabales; Fabaceae. The transcript has a single exon. Gene Ontology annotation, biological process: extracellular matrix organization; collagen catabolic process; proteolysis.
AACUAACACAGUUCCUCAACCAAACAACUAAACCUGAACAAACCGUAUCUGAUUCAAACUUCAAACCCGUUGCAAGUUCCAUUUAGACAAAUCAGAGGCAAAAACAAAACCAACCCAAACGGUACAACUUAAAAUAUAUAGUUAAAAAAUCAAAAAAAUAUAAACAGAAACAGUGGUUUACCCACCACUCACACUUCUAAAGUCAGCAUCUCUCAUCAAAAAAGGCAGAAUCUUCUUAUCUUUAUCGUUCUAAUAAACUUUCCUUUUGCUUCGAUCAUACCAAAGACUAGCUUCAUGCGCAUAUAUAUACCAUUAUUCCAAAUUCAAACUUAUGAUAAUACCCUACCAUUUGUUUAUUACCUAUUAUUUUUUCCCUCUAAUGAGGUUUCAAGCUUCAUAAACCAUAAUUGAGUUCUUUGGUUUGUUUCGUUGCAACAAACGAGGCCCAUACCCCAACAUCAUUAACCGUCAACCGAAGACACAGAACAGUUAUGCUUCCGUUAUUCGGUUACCUUCACUUAACCUUCUUCCUCUUCUAUUAUGUAACCGUCUUUAAUUCGCGCCCUUGCGUUGGCGCCAGGAUGGUUCCUGAAUCCGAAUCCGUAACCGUAAUAACAGCCGAAACUCACAACGCUACUGCCACGUGGCAGGAAUUCUCAAAGUUCCUUCACGCAGAGAGGGGCAGCCAAGUCAGCGGCAUAUGGGAGCUGAAGGAGUACUUCCACCGUUUCGGGUACCUCACUCUGCCGGAAACGGCGCAGAAUUUCACUGACACAUUCGACAAGCAGUUAGAGUCCGCACUCUUCCUUUACCAGAAACGGUUGGGCUUGCCGGUCACUGGAAAACUCGACUCCGAAACAAUACACGCGAUCGUGGCCCCGAGGUGCGGUGUUUCGGAUGCUGCCCACCACAGGAUACAUGCCACGCGCCACUACGCUUACUUCGACGGGAAGCCCAGGUGGCUCCGCGGUUCUCCGAUGACUCUGACGUACGCUUUCUCGCCGAACAACAUGAUCGACCGGCUAAGCGUGCCGGUAAUCAGAGCAGUGUUCCAGAGAGCGUUUUCGAGGUGGGCGACGGUAAUUCCGGUGAAUUUCCAGGAGGCGGAGUGGUACGACGCGGCAGACAUCAAAAUCGGAUUCUACUCCGGCGAUCACGGCGACGGAGAACCGUUCGAUGGAGUAUUGGGGGUGUUGGGGCACGCGUUCUCACCUCAGAAUGGGAGAUUCCACUUGGAUGCGGCGGAAUCCUGGUCCGUUGAUUUUGAGCGGGAUAAGUCAAGGGUGGCCGUUGAUUUAGAAUCGGUAGCAACGCACGAGAUAGGUCACGUGCUUGGGUUAGGUCACUCUUCCGUGAAAGAAGCGGUAAUGUACCCGAGCCUGAGCCCAAGGAAGAAGAAAGUGGACUUGACAAUUGAUGACGUGGAAGGGGUCCAAGCUCUUUAUGGCUCUAACCCCAAUUUCUCAUUUAGUUCUCUCUUACAGUCUGAGAAUUCCUCUAAUUUCGCUGAAGGGCUAAAAAGUUGCUUCUCUAAAUGGACUCUCACUUUAGCUCUUGGGUUCCUCUUAUUAUUUUUACGUCUAUGAUUUUUGUUUUUAAUUCCUCAUUCAUACAUGAAUUUCAUUCUUUGGUUAGCCAAUAUAUGUAUGUAAAAAUAGGAUACAAAACCUGCCAAAAGCAAAAUCAAUACAAAAUACAAAUGAUACUGAAAUUCAA